AAAAAAAAAAAAAAAAACUGCGGAUCAAAAACACUUCUCUCCCACGUUAGAAAAACACUUCUCUUCUCUUCUCUCCUCUCCUGCUGCUUACGAGUCGACCUGCGAAUGUCCAUGGACCUUUUCAAUUAGCACAAUCUCCCAGGUGGUGGAUCUGGAUCUGCCAACCACUUGGAACUGUUGAUCAACAUGGCUCAUGUUGCAACCAAUAAAGAGGGUCACUCUUAUGAUGAGAAUAAUGAUGCUCAGAAAAUGGUUUUUGAUUUGGGUGCGUUUGUUGGGGACUUGACUGUUGAGGAGGAUGCAAGCAGUGAUGAUAUAUCGUUAGAAGGACUACAACAAGAACUGGAAGAAUGUAAAAAUGAUGAUGUAGUUGCGAACAUAUUGUCUAAAGGUACGAAACUUCGGGAGUAUACAAAGGGGGUUGAGAACAACAUACGGCAAGUUGAAUUGGACUCGAUUCAGGAUUAUAUUAAAGAAAGUGAUAAUCUAGUUUCUCUUCAUGAUCAAAUUCGUGAUUGUGACAGCAUCUUGUCACAGAUGGAAACUCUUCUCAGUGGAUUUCAGGCAGAGAUUGGUUCAAUAAGUUCAGACAUCAAAAUUCUCCAGGAGAAGUCUAUGGAUAUGGGUUUGAAGCUGAAGAAUCGCAAGAUGACAGAGUCAAAAUUGGCAAAGUUUGUUGAAGACAUUAUAGUCCCGCCAAAGAUGGUAGACAUAAUUGUCGAUGGCGAGGUGAAUGAUGAAUAUAUGAGAACUUUAGAGAUUCUUAGUAAGAAGCUCAAGUUCGUAGAAGUGGAUCUUAUGGUUAAAACUUCAAAAGCUCUAAAAGAUGUUCAGCCCGAGCUUGAAAAACUUCGACAGAAAGCAGUUUCCAAGGUGUUUGACUUCAUUGUUCAGAAGCUUUAUGCGUUGAGAAAACCAAAAACAAAUAUUCAGAUCCUUCAACAGAAUGUUCUUUUGAAGUACAAGUAUGUUGUUUCCUUCCUGAAGGAACAUGGCAAGGAGGUAUAUAUUGAGGUUCGUGGAGCAUACAUUGACACAAUGAACAAGGUCCUAAGUGCACAUUUCCGCGCUUAUAUUCAGGCACUUGAGAAACUACAGUUGGAUAUUGCAACAUCUAGUGAUUUAAUUGGUGUUGAGACAAGAAACACUAGUCUCUUUUCAAGAGGAAGGGAACCACUGAAGAACCGGUCUGCUGUCUUUGCUCUUGGAGAGAGGAGAAAAAUUUUAAAGGAAAUUGAGGAACCUGCAUUGAUUCCACAUAUAGCUGAAGCAAGCUCCAUGAAGUAUCCAUACGAGGUCCUCUUCAGGAGCUUGCACAAGCUGCUUAUGGAUACUGCUACUUCUGAGUAUCAUUUCUGUGAUGAUUUCUUUGGUGAAGAAUCCAUAUUUUAUGACAUUUUUGCGGGCCCAUUUUCUGUAAUUGAUGAACACUUCAACUCAAUACUUCCAAAUUGUUAUGAUGCUAUUGGUGUGAUGCUUAUGAUUCGUAUAAUACACCAGCACCAGCUUAUUAUGUCUCGGCGGCGUAUUCCAUGCUUGGAUUCAUACUUGGACAAGGUCAAUAUCGCUCUAUGGCCUCGUUUUAAGAUGGUGUUUGACCUGCAUUUAAACAGCUUGCGUACUGCAAAUGUAAAGACAUUGUGGGAAGAUGAUGUUCAUCCUCACUAUGUCAUGAGGCGUUAUGCUGAAUUCACAGCUUCACUUAUCCACCUGAAUGUGGAAUAUGGAGAUGGGCAGCUUGAAUUAAAUUUGGAACGACUGAGAAUGGCUAUUGACGACUUGCUUAUCAAGCUUGCUAAAUCAUUUCCAAGGCCAAAGCUACAAACCGUGUUUCUGAUAAACAACUAUGAUAUGACAAUUGCUGUAUUAAAGGAGGCUGAUCCAGAAGGUGGUAAAAUUCAAAUGCACUUUGAGGAACUUCUCAAAAGCAACACAGCAUUAUUUGUUGAAGAACUACUACUAGAGCACUUUAGUGAUUUAAUCAAGUUUGUUAAAACCCGAGCCUCGGAGGAUCCAAGUGCUAGUUCUGAGAAGCCUAUAACUGUUGCGGAGGUUGAGCCGCUUGUGAAGGACUUUGGAAGUAGAUGGAAAGCUGCAAUCGAACUGAUGCACAAAGAUGUCAUAACUUCUUUCAGCAACUUCUUGUGUGGUAUGGAGAUCUUGAGGGCGGCAUUGACUCAGCUGUUGCUUUAUUAUACUAGGCUCUCAGAUUCCAUAAAGAGGAUUGUUGGUGGGUCUGCACUUAACAAGGAUCUAGUGUCGAUAUCUUCAAUCAUGUAUGAAAUUAGGAAAUACUCAAGGACUUUCUAAGUUGUUCAGGUUCAUAUGGGUUGCCUGGUUUUGGAUUUUGGACAUAGUUGAUUUGAAGGGGAAAUUCAAUAUGGAAAACAUAAUGUACUGAUCAAAUAUCUUCUUGUUGUGCCCGGGAAAGGACGCUGAAGAAAAAGAUUCAUUCAGUUGCCUUCACUCCGAAGAAAAAUAUAGUUCAAGUAGUAUUCUUUGGAAAGACAAUUUUUCUUAGUAGGAAAAUGUAGUUCAUUCUGCGGCAAUGGUGAUUCUAAUGGUUUGUAAUUCUCCUCGCCCGUACCCUCAAUGCCAAGCUUUGCAUUCUUCAGCCCUGGCUCUUGGGUUGAGGAAAGUAGUUGUGCGUUAGAGUUCUCAGAAGUGGGAAGGUUCCAUUGGUCAAUGUAAUUUUUUGGCAAUCCUGUUGUGAAAUUCUUGAUUGCUUACAACUUUGUUUUGAUACCAAAAUCCCAUUUGUCAUACACACAUGUACGCAGAUUAAUAAACUUUGGUUUAGAUUAGUAGAUGCUAGUUAUUUGUAUUUUUCAACAAGAGCAGUGGAGGUGUAAUUUUCUGUU
Molecule: messenger RNA, 2861 nt
Organism: Prunus dulcis (almond)
Lineage: Eukaryota; Viridiplantae; Streptophyta; Magnoliopsida; Rosales; Rosaceae
Product: vacuolar protein sorting-associated protein 52 A
Exons: 21
Coding region: 187-2310 (707 amino acids)
Biological process (GO): endocytic recycling; Golgi to vacuole transport; retrograde transport, endosome to Golgi
Cellular component (GO): GARP complex
Molecular function (GO): syntaxin binding
Source: RefSeq, a predicted model, not a curated record